AUGGCCUUUUCUCACAUUCCCAGCAACAGAAUUUGUAUUCUGGAGCUGCAAUUGCCUCUACUUCUUCAUCUCCUCCACCACACAAGAUUCUACCGCUUCAGAAGCCUCCGCUUUCAAGCUUUUGGCAGAUUCAUAUCCCUUCCGACUAAUCACAAACUUCUUACAGUCUAUGACUACAAGAAUGAAGCAACAGAAGCAAUGAUUGAAAGCUCCAAGAAGAUGGAGCCGAAUAUUGUGUUUGGGGAAAACCCUUCUGGUUUUAGCUGUUUAUUCGUGAAGAAGUCUAGUAUCUCAGUGCUAAACAAAUCCUCCACAAGCAUUGGUGUUGUCAGUCUUAUCCCAACAGGAAACCUUUUUAGACAAUCCACUAUCUCUGAAACAGAAAGUAAAGAUCAAAUUGUGACCUUAGGAAUGUUGUUCAGGAGAGAGGAAGCAGGAUUGCUUAGCUCAUCCUUUAGCUCAAGUGAAGAAGCCUUUGAAUUGCAGGAAGUUAAAGAAGAUGGCAGCAAAACUCAGGAGGAACCAUCAUUUUCCGAGUUAUUAAAAUCAGAUAAAAGGGUUGUCUCAAAUGAUGCAAGUCCCAGUGGUAUAAGAAGCUCAGAAACGAUUGAAUGCAGGGGAUUAGAUCAUGCAGAUGAAGUAGGCCUAAUUGUGAUCAGUAGCAGAAAUCGGUACCACAUAAACUGGCUAGUAAAUGCAUUGCUGUGCCUUCGACAUCCACAUUCAGAAAAUGGGGCUGCCUUAGUUAAAAUCUACGGACCAAAAAUAAGCAUUAACCGAGCACCGGCUGUGGCUUUCAAUGUAUUUGACUGGAAAGGAGACAAAAUCGAUCCAAUUCUUGUACAGAAGUUAGCUGACCGAAACAAUGUUUCUCUUGCAUGCGGAUUCUUGCAGCAUGUGUGGUUUGAAAACAAUUAUAAGGAAGAGAAGCAGAAAAUAUUAGAGAAGGAAAACACUGAAAGAAGAGAAGUGGAGCACAAAAAAAGGGAGGUCAAUUUGAUUCGGAAAUUUCUGUGUCUCAGCUUCUGUCAGGUUUUUGACCAACUUUGA
Coffea arabica (coffee) is the source of this 1050-nucleotide messenger RNA. The record is from RefSeq and is a predicted model, not a curated record. NCBI's taxonomy places the organism in Eukaryota, Viridiplantae, Streptophyta, Magnoliopsida, Gentianales, Rubiaceae.